UCCAGCAAUCAUCAAAAGUCUUCCCUAGCGAGGCACAAACAGACUAUAUAAAGUCCCCCUAAGCCCCAGCCAAGGUAUGUCAUCUCACUUUUGUUCCAGCAUCAUCGGCUUCGACCGACUCGAUUCGUCCGGCUUUCUCGCGUUGACAUGAAUACGCUACCCCAAAAAACCGUUAAUCACUUACAUCACAAUGGCGUCCAACGUCCUAUCCAUGCCUGAUGAAAUCCUAGCCUGGCACAUGCGGCUGCUGCAUUGGUUCCCGAGAGAAGAAGGGUACGAGGUCAGCGGCGUCUUGAGCAGCGACGGACUCGGCGUAGCCUUCCACUCGAUCACGGUCCACCUGCAGAUCCCCGAGAAGGACAUCGACCACAAGUUCCUGGCCCUCGUGCUCGGCGAGUGUGGCUGGGACGCCGACCAUAUGGACCACGACAACACGGUGCUGGACGAUCGGAUAAAUCACCACUCCGACCACAUGCUCGCUUCACUUCCCUACGGCAGUCCCUUCGCCUGUGGGGUGAUUUGGCAUAACGCUAUCACUCUUCUCCGGUAUAAGCCGGAGAAGCACAAGUACGCUCGCUGCACGGCCCACGGCCAGAAUAUUCUGGAUGUGAAGUACGAAGCCGCAACUAUUGACAGUUGGUUCCACCGGCUGAAGAAGAAAUGGAGGCCCGAAACCAUCCCUAAAGGGAGAAGCGGAUUCGACACCUCGCGACUUCGCGCGAAGUCGUAUUCCCCAGAUUACUAUUAGAUAUGGGUAUACCGAAUGACACGAGAACGCGCAGGAUAAUUGCCGGCGCAGUGAGAAUUAAAACCCCACCGGAGUUGAUAAUUGUGUCGCUCUACGUAGAAAGCAGUCAAUGUUCUGUCAUGAACAGCUGUCAUCAUAGCUAAUAAAACUGACCAUCGUAGGGUACUGCCUUGGUGUAUGAGUGUGAUUGUA
Messenger RNA from Aspergillus brunneoviolaceus CBS 621.78, 940 nucleotides. RefSeq lists its product as uncharacterized. The record is from RefSeq and is a predicted model, not a curated record. The transcript has a single exon. NCBI's taxonomy places the organism in Eukaryota, Fungi, Ascomycota, Eurotiomycetes, Eurotiales, Aspergillaceae. Bases 191 to 748 code for a protein of 185 amino acids.